Molecule: messenger RNA, 1440 nt
Organism: Penicillium argentinense
Lineage: Eukaryota; Fungi; Ascomycota; Eurotiomycetes; Eurotiales; Aspergillaceae
Product: fungal specific transcription factor domain-containing protein
Exons: 2
Coding region: 1-1440 (479 amino acids)
Cellular component (GO): nucleus
Source: RefSeq, a predicted model, not a curated record
AUGGAAGCAAAUGACACAGAUCUGGCGAUGCUGCAUAUCGGCCUGGUUACCAAUCUCGCAAAAUGCGGCGGACUUGACGUGGAGCAGGAUGAUAUCUCAUUAUUUCCUGCCUCGGAGUCGCGAAGACGAUUGUUCUGGAGCAUCCAUUUUCUUAACCAGCAAUACGGCCUGCGCAGUAUGCAGCUUAACAUGCUCCACGAUAUCCAUCGGCCCGUCUACGAAACCUUGAACAUGGGAUCGCCUCGACAAAUGGGAACUAAGCCACCUGGGCUUCCUCAGGAAACUGGCAUAUUCACUUCCAGAGGCGAUAUUUGGGUUUACAUGGUACAAUUGGGCUGUCUCUGGUGCGAGGUACAACAAUACGUCUCGCACUGCUCGAGUGGAGAUCUGACACCUCCUUGGUCGGUAGAAUCCGGCUAUUCUAUCCUCGGGGCGCACCUGAUGGAUGUGGAGACCAAGUUUCCGACUGUUCAUCGCUGGGACUCUGUUCGGUUCUGGGAACAGCCGAAAGAAGACUUACACGCAGAACGGGGGUAUUGGAGUCCCUGGGUAUAUCUUCAAUUCACCUACCACGCCAUCCAUAGUGUCCUUAAUCACCCGUUCAUUUAUUCUUGGCGACCACAACAGUCUGCUCAACUAGCUGUACCCAACACAUUUUGGAAGACAUCUUCUGAAUUAGCACUGAUUCAUUCGACAUGGACCGUUCGACUGAUUGAAAUGAUCACCGAGAAGGAGUAUCAGCUUUCUGAUCCCUUUUUGGCCCAUGCUGUAUCAAUUGCAGCGACUAUUCACAUCUACUACUGCCGCGCAGCGGAUCCUGCUAUCCGAGAAUCUGCCCAACGCAGCGUAGAUGUGUGCAUCAAAUUCCUCGGAGAAUUGGCGCUGAAAUGGCCGCGGUGCCAACCAAUGCACCAAAAACUACAAACCCUCGUCCACUCGGCAUUCACCGGAAGUCCAGACGUAAAUAACAAGCGCUCAUCUCGCCGCACACUUUCAAUAGACACAGCUCUGAUGUGGGACAUCCUCCUUCACAACUCCUCCCGAUCCUCCUUUUCUUCUCCGGGAGAAGGCCUCUUCGAUAUCUCCUUCCUACAAGCCCAAACUCCAAACGAUAAGCACCAGGAUAAAGUCACCGUCGAGACGGAGAUCUUCCAUCGUUCAAGCAGAGCAGUGGACACCUCUGAUGGCGGCCAAGCUCUUCCACCUUAUUCAAGUAAAGUGGGCGACCGAGCCAAUUCUACGAGUCCUGUUCAUGGACCCUGGAAUGCAGAUACCAUUGGCAGUGACACGACUCAAAUCCCACUACCGAGGGAAUCGCUUUAUUCUGGAAUCGGCCUCCAGGGUGAUAUGUCUUUUAUGGAUAUCACCCAUGAUCCUUUUUUCCAGUUCCAGGAUCAUCAGCAGCCUUAUCUUGGCAUUUGGGAGAUUGGGAAUUUGUAA